Molecule: messenger RNA, 3820 nt
Organism: Chelmon rostratus (copperband butterflyfish)
Lineage: Eukaryota; Metazoa; Chordata; Actinopteri; Chaetodontiformes; Chaetodontidae
Gene: naa60
Product: N-acetyltransferase 15 (GCN5-related, putative)
Exons: 7
Coding region: 206-934 (242 amino acids)
Biological process (GO): N-terminal peptidyl-methionine acetylation
Cellular component (GO): Golgi membrane
Molecular function (GO): protein-N-terminal amino-acid acetyltransferase activity; histone acetyltransferase activity
Source: RefSeq, a predicted model, not a curated record
ACAUCCAGCUGUUACCGAGCAGGGAAAGCGCUGACUAGCUUAGCAAGUGGUGUAGCAUUGGCACAGUAAUGAAACCGUCUUGUGAGUCGGGAAUAGACUGGUGUUUUGUCAUGCUGUGUCCGGAGUAGUGACUGCAUCGAUUUACACCAAAGGAAUACAUUUUUACUCGACUUUCCUUCGGUCAGAGUGUUGAAACAAGGUGUGAAUGAGUGACGUGGUGCCUCCCACAGCUCUCAGUGAAGUCCAGCUCCGCUUCCUCUGCCACGAUGACAUAGAGAAUGUCAAGCUGCUCUGUGGUGAUUGGUUCCCAAUCGAGUACCCAGACUCAUGGUAUCAGGACAUCACCUCCAACAAAAAGUUCUUCUCCCUCGCUGCCACCUUCAGAGGAGGCAUCGUGGGAAUGAUUGUGGCCGAGAUCAAAGGCCGGACCAAAGUUCACAAAGAGGAUGGAGACAUCCUGGCCUCCAGUUUCCCUGUGGACACACAGGUAGCCUACAUCCUCAGCCUGGGAGUGGUCAAAGAGUUCAGGAAACAUGGCAUAGGCUCCCUACUGCUGGACAGUUUGAAGGAGCACAUCUCAACGACAGCCCAGGACCAUUGUAAGGCAAUCUACCUACACGUCCUCACCACCAACAACACUGCCAUCCACUUCUAUGAGAACAGGGACUUCAGGCAGCACCACUACCUGCCCUACUACUACUCCAUACGAGGCGUCCUCAAAGAUGGAUUCACCUACGUGCUCUACAUCAAUGGGGGUCAUCCACCCUGGACAAUAUUUGACUAUAUCCAGCACAUCGGUUCAACCCUGGCCAGCUUGAGCCCCUGCUCCAUCCCUCAGAGGCUGUACCGACAGGCCCAGUCUCUACUACGCUCUCUGCUGCCCUGGUCUAACAUCGCCUCCAAGACCGGCAUACAGUACAGCAGAACAAUGUGACGCAGCAUGGAGCACAUCUUCCUUUUCUCAUCAGUCUUCCCCUGUGCACAACAAGGUGUACACGCACACUCACAUCCUUCGUCUCCUGCGGCUUUCCACGCCCUGUGUUUGGCACAGGACUCAGGUUCGACCUGCUUUUGACCGUUCACAUGCUAGAAUAUCAUUCCAGACCCAAUACAAAUUUGGCACUGUUCACCAAGAUCCAGGUUUGCAGCUGUUGUUCUGUGCCCACCGCUACACAGGGUUGUAUCACUGCAACAUCAUCCAAGGCACAGUGUUGGUUUUCACGCUGACAGAUGGUGUGAGCUGGUAAAACCAUGGGAUUUCUUUUAAUUACUCAGUUACUAUACUAUCCCACGUAUACUUCACUGUCCCAUACUUACUAUAGUAACCUGUGUUGACCCUGUCAUACCAAAGUCAAGCAGUAUCAGACCCGCUUUCAACCCAAGCAGCAGAGCAAAGCGGAGGACCCAGUUCAGAUACACCACGUUGACACAGGUUGUAAUUUUGGUGUGAAACACAAACAUUCACACAUUCACAGGGAACCGUACAGAGACUAAAGGUUCAACCCUGCCUAUCUUUCUCUCUUCAUCCUGUCCAUCACUGUCACAGAGACUAUGUAUACUGUUUGUAUAUUAUAUAUACUAUGCUAAUAUAUGAAUUUCUCUCAAUAUGUAUGUCUAUUUUAUGCUGUCGGUAGACCUAGUAGGAAGAUAACCCAUCCUGUCCCAUUUUUGAGUAUAGAAUGAAUCCAGAGUCAAUUCCAGUUUGUAAAAUAGAGACUCAAAAAGAAGUACAAUUGUAUUGGACUGUGAAUCUAAAUAUGUUAAUAGGCCAAUAGGGUAGAAUAAAGCUAAUUAAACACUGGAAACCUUGAGACACAAUGUAGAUGGUUGAUGUAUUUAGUAGCAACUGGAGUUAGAAAGGAUUCUUCUCUUUUGAAAAUUCAGGAUGUUGUCUGAUUUUCUGUCUGCAGUAAUUAUACUAGUGACAUCAGUAUGUUACUCACAUACUGCAACACAAAGUUUACAGACACCUCACAAAUUAUGCAGUGCUGUUGGAAAGUCUUACAUAAAAAUAUGAUCAGAACUCGAAGCAACAUGGCCUUUCUACAUUGUUUACAAAUGUUUCCCAUGUAUAAUUCAUACAGGAGUGAGGGGAAGGUGGUUGGGUCCUUAUUUUAGAGGUUUUAAAUGGCUGCAGCCCUGUCUGUCUGCUCCAUGGCUGUAUAAGCGCUGCUACUGUAGAGAAAUGUCUAUUUGUUUGUCCACAUUUUAAAAUACGGCCCUGAUUAGAUUUUUAUUUUUGCCUGUAGAAGAAAUAAGAAAAAGGAAGUAAUUCUCCCAAACACACACACACACACACACACACACACACACUCACACACUCACACACGUCAUACACCUUGUGUGCCUACGUUCAUGCAGUUGUGUAUAUCUCUGUGUGUGUGUGUGUGUGUGUGUAUGUGUAUAUGCACACAUGGUCAGAAGUUAGCACCCAACAAGUGCCAAAUGUUGGUCUGGCCUGUCAGUGGAAGAUAAAUGAGUAAAGUUCACCCGACAUGUUGUCAGUGAGUAACAUUGUAGUUUCUCAGUAUGACUGUAUUCUGUUGCACCUCAUAAUGAUUUACAAGUCUGAUCCAAUGUAUCAGCGUCAACGCAUCUGUGAGCAAAUCUUAGAUUUUAUACAUGACAUAGCACUGAAAAAGGUAUGGGUAACUUUGUGAAAAUGUACAUUCAUUGUUACGAGGUGAACAUUUCUCAGUUUACCAGCCCUGGGCAGGUAGCUCAAAAGUCAACAUUGUGUAUGCAAUAAACUUGUUUCAUUUGUUUGAUUGUAAAGACUGAGUCAGUGUGACCACCCCUGCUGUAUGGCUAUUUUACUUUGUUAGAAUAUUUUCAUUGUGUCAUAUUGUCAAAAACAUGAGCCUUGCUGUCAAUCACACUAUGCCAUGAUUUCAACCGUUUGUCUUAAAGGGACACUCCAGUGAUCUAAUAUUGCACUUCCUUUAAUUAGGUGGGACUUGAGAGAGGCUGAUUGGGGGGGGGGGGGGGGGAUAUAACAAUAGAAAAUCAAAACCAGCAGAGGCUGGGAUGUCCUCACUUUUAGUAACAAGUAUGACUCAUGCAACUUGAUAGCAUCUUUGUUAGACCCACCUUGACUGUUAAGUGUGUCCCCCAGACUCCCAGUGUUAGGGCUUUCUCUCUCUCUAAACUCCAAGAUAUAACCUUGAUGACAUCAUCUUGAUGUGUAAUACUGAUGGAGUUCCCCUUUAAAUACAUUGUAAAAAGCAUCCAUUGUGUCCCUAUUACCUAAAACAUUUGGUGCCACACAAGUGCAGUAGCCUCUUUAGCAUCCUGCCAAAACAAUGCUUCUCGAGAGCAUAAUGGAAUGGGAAAAAAAAUGGUUGAUUUUCUCAUUAAGCCUCAUUCAUUUUUAAUAUUGAGUGCAUAUGAAGUGGCUUUGCUUGGUCCAGGACCAUGAGAGCUUUUCUGCACAUGAUGUGGCUUCAAUAAUUGGUUUAAAAAAAAAAAAAAGAAGCAACUUUUUGUGUUAUGAUUCCACAGCUGGGUUAUGUUCCUGUACACUACCUGCCUCGCUCUUCUGUUCAACACUGUACAUUUUGUUAUUCAGCAGACUCCUGUGGGGGGCAAGAAGAGGAGUAUGUUUGUGGCUGAAGGGGGAUUCAGGACUUGUGGGGCUCAAAGCUUUGAGCCUUUUGUAACGUCACUCAUCGUAAACUGUAUGCAGCGUUCAACUUCUGAUGUUUAGCAGCCCUGGAGAGACAAAGCAGGCCACCAGCCAGAUUUAGGCUUAUGCUUCAAUUUGAAAUAUCGGAUUCCCCAAUUAUUAUUAUCAAUAACAGAAAUAAAAUGAAGGUCUGUA